CCUUCCCUCCCACCUCGCGGAAUUGUGGCGGGAGGGGGAGGAGAAAGUCAAAGCGCCUGCGCGGAGAGGCCGCUUUCCAUCCGGGUCCCCGUCCGUGCGGUGCAGCAGGUCGGUAGGCGGGAAAUGGCGACUGGCUGAAGGAGCUGGUUCUGUUGCUGCUGCGGGCUAAGCGGGAAAGACACCACGCGUUGCGCAGUCGGGACCAUCGCCGGAGCCUGAGGACACUUCUCUGUCGUCACAGUUAGUUUUACAUGUGGCACCCAUAAAAGAUGAGGCUGAGAACACGGAAAGCUUCUCAGCAAUCAAAUCAAAUCCAAACACAACGCACUGCCAGAGCAAAGAGGAAAUAUUCAGAGGUUGAUGAUAGCCUGCCUUCAGGAGGAGAAAAACCACCGAAGAAUGAAACUGGCUUGUUGUCUUCAAUUAAAAAAUUCAUUAAAGGAAGCACACCCAAAGAAGAGAGAGAAAAUCCUUCAAAACGGAGUAGAAUUGAACGUGAUAUAGAUAAUAAUUUGAUCACAUCAACACCAAGAGCAGGAGAAAAGCCUAACAAACAGAUAUCUCGAGUAAGACGGAAAAGUCAAGUAAAUGGAGCUGGUAGUUAUGAAAUGACAAAUCAACAUGUAAAACAAAAUGGAAAAUUAGAAGAUAAUCCUUCCUCUGGCAGUCCUCCAAGGACUACAUUGUUGGGGACCAUAUUUUCUCCUGUCUUCAACUUUUUUUCACCAGCAAAUAAAAAUGGAACAUCAGGAUCUGAUUCCCCAGGACAGGCUGUGGAAGCUGAAGAGAUAGUAAAACAGCUUGAUAUGGAACAGGUGGAUGAAAUCACUACCAGUACUACUACAUCAACUAAUGGAGCAGCUUACUCAAAUCAAGCAGUUCAAGUGAGGUCAUCAAUAAAUGGUUUAGAAGAAGCAGAAGAAACAGUUAAUCGUGAUAUCCCACCCCUUACAGCACCAGUAACUCCAGAUAGUGGUUAUUCAUCAGCCCACGCAGAGGCCACCUAUGAAGAAGACUGGGAAGUAUUUGACCCCUAUUAUUUCAUCAAACAUGUUCCACCACUGACAGAAGAACAACUAAAUAGGAAACCUGCCCUUCCACUGAAGACAAGAAGCACACCAGAAUUCUCCCUAGUUUUAGACUUGGAUGAAACACUAGUACACUGUAGUUUAAAUGAGCUAGAAGAUGCAGCACUUACUUUUCCAGUCCUUUUCCAAGAUGUCAUUUAUCAGGUUUACGUGAGAUUAAGACCAUUCUUCAGGGAAUUCCUGGAAAGAAUGUCUCAGAUGUAUGAGAUCAUUCUUUUUACUGCUUCUAAGAAGGUGUAUGCAGACAAGUUACUGAACAUACUAGACCCUAAAAAGCAACUGGUCAGGCACCGGCUUUUCCGUGAACAUUGUGUUUGUGUACAAGGAAACUAUAUAAAGGACUUAAAUAUCCUUGGAAGAGAUCUUUCAAAAACUAUAAUAAUUGACAACUCACCACAAGCCUUUGCAUAUCAGCUAUCUAAUGGAAUCCCUAUAGAAAGCUGGUUUAUGGAUAAAAAUGACAAUGAACUUCUAAAAUUGAUUCCAUUUCUGGAGAAGCUAGUAGAACUGAAUGAAGAUGUUCGACCUCACAUCAGAGACCGAUUUCGCUUGCAUGAUUUGCUGCCCCCAGAUUAAGUACAAAGACUUGUCAAAUCACUGAAGGGGGAGAGAAUGCAGGACCCUUUUGGACUAAGACAAAAACAUUGCCAUUACUGUUGAAAUUUUGCAUUUUUGUACCCCGUCUUGCUUUUCUUAUCUUGGUGCCCAAUAAUAAUCAAGGGUUACAGAAAGAGACUUUAUCUCAGAUUGAAUACAUACAGUAGGUAGGCUAAAACAGAAGAGUCUUUAGAACUAGUGCAACUUCCAGUGAAAUUUUUUUAUGUACAGGACAUCUGCAGUUUAUAAAGAAUUCUGUUUCUGCCACCAGCAGUUUGACCUGUAGUCACACAGGAUUUUAUGAUAAUAACAGAGAUGAAAAUGGACUUUUAUUUUCUCUCUGUUUGGUGCUCUAAGUGGGUUUGUAGCCACUUUUCUGUUACUUUAAAAUUCUCAUUUCAACAGGAAUGGCCAGUAAAAGUUGUUUUAUUUUUCCUGUUAAGGUUUAUAACCUUUUUACAUUUUUGACCUGUAUUAGAUUAGAAUUUCAUUAUGCAUUCCUUUUAGUUGAGGCGCUUCAUAGUUUUCUGGAAAUAGUCAAUUUUUAGUUUUUUAUUAUACAUUUGAAUGGCCGUUUUCCUGCUUUGUCUGCCUGCAUAUUGUAUAUUUGUUUAAAAAUAUUCUCUACUUUUAGUCCAUGUAAGUUUCAUUUAGAACAUGCAUUUAUAUUUUGUUUCUGUAAUAUUCUACUGUAGGUGAAAUCUUUUCAAAAAUCAAGAGACUGGGUAGAUAAGAAUAUAUGAAUGACUAAUAUUCAAAAGAUUUAAACCAUUGUGAUGGCAUGUGUUCCCAAGUGGUAAUAUCUUGCAGUGGCACACAGAUUUGAUGGAUAAAAGGUAUACCUCAGACUUCACUGUGCUCACCAAUCUUUGAGGAGAAUGAGUUUGGUCACCUGUUGGGCUUGAUUUGGUUACUGAUGCCUUUGGUUUUCUCCAGGAAUGAAGUAUUCAGCACAGUGAUUCAGUAUUUUUAGUUAUUUUGCAUGGGCUGGUAGUACCUCUGUUAUGCUCUCAGUUACAAUCAAUUAAAACUCUGUGUAACAGUCUUGGUACCUUACAGUAGCUAUGCAUAAUCCUGUGGCACAGUAAACUCCCAAGCCACCAAUGCAGUUAAUAUGUUCUCAUAGUGGUUUUCUAUGCUAUAUGAAAAUAGUCUUCAAGCCUUGGUUCUCUAAUGCAGCUACCACAAGAGGUUGAUAUUUUUAUAGUGGCGUGUAAUCUCUUUUUCGGGAGGCUUUUUAUGGAAGGUAGAAUUUGUAAAAGUUAGUAUGCUUUGCCUCUCGACUGCAUUAUCAUGCCACAGGCUCAGACUGUUUUUGUGUAAAGGAUGUCAAAGAACGGCACUUUUUCUAAAGAGAAGUUUGAUAUUUUGUAUGCUUGUUAAGAAAGUACAGUAUUGGAAAUUAAAGGUGGACAACUGAUAAUUGAGGAGUAUGUCACUUAAUUUUUUAUGUAUAUUACCUGUUUACUUGUACAACUUAUUGUACAAAUUACAUGCAGCUUCAUUUUCAAAUGAAUCCUUAAAAUAAGGAAAUCUUUUUAGGAAAACAUUUAAUUUUUGUAUUUUUGAUUUUAAAGGCAUGAGUUAUGUCAAUUUUCAGUGUAUUAAUGAAGAUUUUAACUUUUCAUCAGGUUGAGUGUUUUCUUACUAUAUUAUCUGUUGUGUAUGUAGUUAGCAUAUUGUGUCACUGAACUGUUUAAAAAUCUAGCAUGUAGAGCAAGCCUGUUUUGUGGAAAAUCCUUAUUCAUUAAAAAAAUAAUCAUGGCAGAUUUUCUGCAAAAAAAAAAAAGCAAAAGCAUUUGCAAUUCAGAAUACUGGGGGUUUUUUUGUUUGUUUGUUUUUAAUUUAAAGAAAGGUAUUUUGCUUGCAGGAAAAAAUACUACAGAUUCAUUUUAAUGAGAAUCUUUGAAAUGUAUUUAUCUUUAGGGCAUCUGGGCAUCUUUAUGCUGUUUGUCUUCUGUCUUUCUUGAAAUAAAAUGUACAUAUGUUACCUUUACAUAUGCUCUUGCUCAAAAUUGUGAACCUGGUUACAUUUCUCCUUGCUCCCUUUUUAUGUUCAAACAGCAAAACCCAAAACCUAUACAGGAUCUAAAUUUUCAGCUUGCAUUAUAAUUGCUGAAAGCUUUUCUGAUUAAGUAACUACAGUCUCAACGGGCUUUCCCACAACUAAAAGGGAAAUGUAAGCACCUAUAUAUACCACUGUGCCUAUAGGCACUUUAAAAACAACUUUUAAUCAUCUUUUAUUGGUAAAGCUGUUUUUGAUCCCCUGCUAGCAGAGCUCUUUUAAGUUGACUGACAAAUGAAUCAAGCCUAACAAGAUUCUGUAAAGAAAUAAACUAAGGGAGAAUUUUAUAUGGCCUGAGAAAAUUUCUUGAGAUCAAUUCAGUCUCUUUUUCUUCAUUACUUGAUUUGAGUCAUUUUAAAUUUGUUAUUAAUACAAAAUUUAAAAUAAGUUAUAGAGACAGUUAUCCAGCUUCCUCCACUUUAAAAUGUGUUAUCUUAUUACCCCUUCUUUGCUUUAUCUGUUGGUAGAUAUUACCUUAAACAUUUCCAUUAGUUAAAUGGAGGUGUUUAUGAAUUGAGAUGUGCCCAGCCUCUUCAGUUCACACAGAAAACAUGAACUCUUAAAAACUGACUAGUAAAUGCAGGAGAGAUGGAUACCUGAUAAGACACGGCAAAAGUGACCUAUAUACACAUUACGACUCUGAAGUACAUAUUAUAAUUGUGAUAUUUCCAGUGGUAAAUGUCUGACUUUUAAAGACAUUCUUUUAAAUAUUUGUAUUAUUGUUAGGAUGUUUUAAUCAGUUGUGUUUUUUAAUUCCAUGUAAUAUAUGUAGCCCUAAUCAGAUUUAUAGCACCAUAUUUCUCCUUGGGUCUUAAAAGAGAGUUGACAACAAUUUAAAAGCAUAAAUUGUUUUAUAUUAGCUAGUAUGUAUAUUUAUUUACCUGAUGGCUUUAUCUUGUUUCCCAAAAUUUUGGGGGCAUUUGUUGAAAGCAUUGUAACUUCUAUAAAUGGCUAUUUUCUUGUA
Messenger RNA from Globicephala melas (long-finned pilot whale), 4714 nucleotides. RefSeq names its product CTD small phosphatase like 2 (gene CTDSPL2). Lineage: Eukaryota; Metazoa; Chordata; Mammalia; Artiodactyla; Delphinidae. Gene Ontology annotation, molecular function: phosphoprotein phosphatase activity. The record is from RefSeq and is a predicted model, not a curated record.